CAUAAACCAACGCUAAACCUACAUAUGCAGUAUUGAGACCGACCAGAAUAUACAGGUGGCACACGCGGGGUCCAAAGACUUGCCUUCGGUCUGACGUCCUGUUUCGCGGACUCCCACUUUGUCGUUCCCGUUGUCUCGUUUUUUUCUCCCCUCAUCUCCUUCCUGUCCCUUGGGUUGUUGACGAAUUUUGAUAUGACCAACGCCAUGAAUAAGGAGUCUCAUCUCGACAAUCUCCUGUCCGACACCGACGAUCCCGGCGGCUCAGAAGUAGACCUUGAACUGCACGAGUUGCAGAACAGGUCCCUACGAAGAAGAUCCGACCCAGCCCUUGUGCGGGUUUGCAAACCACUAAAUGUUGUCUUCCUUCUCCUUGCAAUCAGCAUUACCUCCUUUUGGGCCGGAACCUAUCUACCCUUCCGCAAAUCUACACUUGAUGGGAUAUGCGCAGCUCAUACAACCCAGUGGUCUCCUGUUUUGAGAGAUGUGGAUGUCAAGUACGGUAUUAAGCAAUUCAAUGGAUCGUUUCUGGAAGAGAAUAUAUACCGGCAAGUCGGUACACCAGAAGUCGACAAAGCUUGGGACGAUCUCGGUGUCAAUUUUGGAGCGGGUAUCAUAUCAUACGAGGAGGGUAUAAAAAGCGGUCUGGGCCGUCACUUUGUCAAGCGAGCAAAAAAGUACGGAGGCGGCUUCAUCGUCAACCUCGAAGGGCUUCACCACUUGCACUGUCUGAAUCUCAUUCGACAGUCACUAUAUUUCAACUAUGAGCAUUACCGAGAUCUCAAACAGCACGCUUUCAAGAACGAGGGCGAAAUCCUCCGCAAGCACGUCACGCAUUGCCUGGAUGCCGUCCGCCAGGUGCUCAUGUGCAACGUCGACACUGGGGUGUUGGGUCAAGUUUGGACCGUGGACAGUGACGGCAAGGAAUUACAAGCAUUCCCAGACUUCAACUCGAAACAUAUGUGCAAGAACUUCGACGACAUCAAAGAAUGGUCCAGAAAGAUUUUGGCACCUUCUACGGACGAUCUCCCGAACGACUAUCUAGAGCCUCCAGCCGAUGGCGAUGUAGUGGGGCCAAUACCCUGACCGGUUGUGGGAUUUUAAUCAUCAUAUAAUUAUACACUAUUAUAUCCGUCUGUCCGGGAGUGGUGUUGUAAAUAUAAUGGUCAG
Molecule: messenger RNA, 1167 nt
Organism: Purpureocillium takamizusanense
Lineage: Eukaryota; Fungi; Ascomycota; Sordariomycetes; Hypocreales; Ophiocordycipitaceae
Exons: 6
Coding region: 193-1083 (296 amino acids)
Biological process (GO): mycotoxin biosynthetic process
Source: RefSeq, a predicted model, not a curated record